UUUUUUAAAGUUACAAGAAGUUGAAACAAACUGCUCGCAGCCUCCCAGAAUGGCAGACCAGAAGCGCCUUGCCUACUCCAUCAUCCAGUUUCUACAUGACCAGCUACAGAAUGGGGGUCUGUCUCCAGAUGCUCAGGAGAGUUUGGAAGUGGCCAUCCAGUGCCUGGAGACAGCAUUUGGGGUCUCGAUGGAAGACCAAGGCCUAGCUGUGUCCCAGACUCUUCCUGAAAUAUUUGAAGCUGCUGCAGGAAAGGAGCCUGAACACAUCAGAACAAAUUCAGAGCCCAUCACCCCCUCUGAAGAUGACAUAGCUGAAGCUGAAAGACUCAAGACUGAAGGAAAUGAACAAAUGAAGGCAGAAAACUUUGAAGCUGCUGUAUCUUUCUAUGGAAAAGCAAUUGAGUUAAAUCCAUCCAAUGCUGUGUAUUUUUGCAACAGAGCUGCUGCAUACAGUAAACUAGGAAAUUAUGCUGGAGCAGUAAGAGACUGUGAAAGAGCUAUAGGCAUUGAUCCAAACUACAGCAAAGCUUAUGGCAGAAUGGGCUUGGCCCUCUCCAGUUUAAAUAAACACACAGAAGCUGUUGUUUACUACAAAAAAGCGCUGGAGCUGGAUCCAGACAAUGACACAUACAAAUCAAACCUUAAAAUAGCUGAACAGAAAAUGAAGGAGACUCCUAGUCCAACUGGAGGUCCAGGAGGAUUCGAUUUAGCUGGCUUGCUGAACAACCCCGGCUUCAUGAGUAUGGCAUCUAACCUAAUGAACAAUCCACAAGUACAACAGCUCAUGUCCGGGAUGAUUUCUGGUGGCCACAAUGCCAUGGGAGCAGCAGGCACCAGCCCCUCCACGAAUGAUCUCGCCAGCCUCAUACAAGCGGGCCAGCAGUUCGCUCAGCAGAUGCAGCAGCAGAAUCCUGAACUAAUAGAGCAGCUACGAAGCCAGAUUAGGAGUCGAACUCCAAGUGCCAGUAACGAAGAUCAGCAGGGAUGA
This is a messenger RNA of Fulmarus glacialis (Northern fulmar), 988 nucleotides long. RefSeq names its product small glutamine-rich tetratricopeptide repeat (TPR)-containing, alpha (gene SGTA). Bases 50 to 988 code for a protein of 312 amino acids. The record is from RefSeq and is a predicted model, not a curated record. The transcript is spliced from 10 exons. Gene Ontology annotation, cellular component: TRC complex; membrane. Gene Ontology annotation, molecular function: molecular adaptor activity; protein binding. Gene Ontology annotation, biological process: post-translational protein targeting to endoplasmic reticulum membrane. Lineage: Eukaryota; Metazoa; Chordata; Aves; Procellariiformes; Procellariidae.